CCGUCUAUAAGUACCGCCGCGGCGUGUGUCGGUGGCAGAAGUGGUGACUCGCCCCGCACGGUGCAACGCACGCUCCUGUACUCACAUGACAGCUCAGUGAUAACAAGCGAUAUAACGCAAACUGAUAGGUGGGACUGUCAGGCAUCUCUUAUAUGUUCUGCAGUGGCUCAACGUGAACAUUCAACGAUUUUAUUUUUCCGGAGCUUCCAAAGAGGAUUUACUACUUCACGCUUUACCUGGUUUGAUCAACAAUGCCAGCUGACACUAUGGAGAAGCAGACGGCAUCCCCUAUUGCCGGUGCCCCUGCAAACGGAACACACACACCGGACAAACCGAAAAAUGCCAGCGAGCAUAGAAAAUCAUCCAAACCGAUCAUGGAAAAACGCCGGAGAGCAAGAAUAAACGAAAGCCUUGGGCAGCUCAAGACUCUCAUCCUGGACGCACUUAAAAAAGAUAGCUCCAGACACUCCAAGUUGGAGAAAGCAGAUAUCCUGGAGAUGACAGUGAAGCACUUGAGGAACCUGCAGCGUGUACAGAUGAGCGCAGCACUUUCAGCAGAUGCCACAGUCCUCAGCAAAUACAGAGCUGGAUUCAACGAGUGCAUGAACGAGGUCACCCGCUUCUUGUCCACCUCCGAGGGGGUGAACACGGAGGUGAGGUCGAGGCUCCUCGGCCACCUGUCCAGCUGCAUGGGCCAGAUGAUGUCCAUGAACUACACGCAGCAGGCCGCGUCCCAACAGGCGCACCUGGCUCAACCUCUCCAUGUGCAGCUCCCAUCCACUCUACCUAUCAACUCUGCUGCUAUGGGCUCCAAACUCAGUCCUGCCGAGGCCGUCUCCCCCAAGGUAUUUGGUGGGUUUCAGCUGGUGCCUGCAACCGAUGGACAGUUCGCGUUUUUGAUCCCCAACCCGGCCUUCGCCUCCACCACAGGCCCUGUCAUACCCCUUUACGCAAACGCAGGAGUGCCUGUUGCGGUCAACGCCAGUCCGGUGCACGGAAGCUCGGCACCGACUGCAGCUUCUCCAGUCCAUGGCAUGACGUCCUUCUCCGGGGGGUCCCAGGCGGUCAGCCCGGUCGGAGUCAGCACCGGUUCGGAGGGCAACGAGCCUGUGUGGAGGCCUUGGUAGCGCAAGGGACAAGAGACCCUUAACCAGAUUGCAGUACUUUUCCAUUUUAGACAUUUAACUGACUUCACAGACAACUGUUGCGGGGGUUGAACCUGUGACUUUUUCGCUAUGGGACGGUAACUCUAACCACUUAAUGCCCCCUAGUAGUUCUCAUUGUUUCGUUUUAUGGAACAAGAGUUGCCUUACAUGGCACUUUUUUUUAUUGUCUGAUUCCAACAUUUGGAUGUCGGUGAUAAAUAUGCUGUACAUGUGGAAGAUUUAUAGGAACGUUUUUGUUAUGAAGUACUUUUUAUGAAAAGGUUUUAGUUUUGUACAGAUGUGUUAUUGAUUGUUAUACCAAAGCUGUGUUUUAUAUUUUGUUGUUGUUUUGUGUUGAAAAGAAAAACUGAAGUUGGGUGAUGGCCCGUUGUUUUAAUAAAUUACUUUUCAGAAAUGAA
Perca flavescens (yellow perch) is the source of this 1564-nucleotide messenger RNA. RefSeq names its product hairy-related 9 (gene hes4). The transcript has 4 exons. Gene Ontology annotation, molecular function: protein dimerization activity; DNA binding. Gene Ontology annotation, biological process: regulation of DNA-templated transcription. Bases 252 to 1127 code for a protein of 291 amino acids. Lineage: Eukaryota; Metazoa; Chordata; Actinopteri; Perciformes; Percidae. The record is from RefSeq and is a predicted model, not a curated record.